AUGCGCAGCUCAAUCAUCUCCGGGCUUGUUUUCGCUCCCAUCUUGGUUGCUCAUGCCGCACCAAGUGGCGCACUCGAGGCCAUUUCUCAGAUCGAUUGGGAGAGAGAGCUUCUUGGAGAGAGCGGAAAUCUCGAGAAGCGGGCCAGAUCAGAGCAGAGCAUAGAUGCUAUUUUCAAGUCCCUAGGCAAGCUGUAUUUCGGUACUUGCGCUGAUUCAGGACUAUUGAAUAAUGGGCAAAAUGCGGAAAUUCUCAAAGCCGACUUUGGCCAGUUAACUCCUGAGAACAGCGGCAAAUGGGACACAAUUGAAUCUUCGCAGAACAACUUCAACUUUGGAGGCUUGGACACCCUUGUCAACUGGGCACAAUCUAAUAACAAGCUCGUGCGUGGACAUACAACUGUCUGGCACUCGCAAUUGCCAGGAUGGGUACAGAACAUCAGAGACAAAAAUACCCUGACUGCCGUUAUCCAAAAGCACGUUUCAACUGAAAUUGGAAGAUACGCCGGAAAGGUCCUUCAAUGGGAUGUCGUAAACGAGAUGUUCGACGAGAAUGGAGGGCUCCGUGGCUCAGUCUUCUCUAAUGUCCUCGGAGAGGACUUUGUCCGUAUUGCAUUCGAAGCUGCCCGCAAGGCUGAUCCCAACGCAAAGCUCUAUAUCAACGAUUAUAACACCGUUGAGAAGGGGUCCAACUACGGGAAAACCACCGGCAUGAUCAAAUACGUCACGAAGUGGAUCGCAGCCGGUGUUCCCAUCGAUGGUAUCGGAGCACAAGCCCAUCUUAUGGCCGGCGAAUCUAAGAACGUUAAAGCCUCCCUCACCGCCCUCUGCGCCGUCGCCUCUGAAUGUGCCCUUACUGAAGUCGAUAUCGUCGGCGCUGCAGCUAACGAGUACGUUGAGACCGUCAAGGCCUGCGUUGAUAUCAAGAACUGUGUUGGCGUUACAGUCUGGGGUGUCCGGGAUCCUGAUAGUUGGCGUGCCUCGCAAAACCCAUUGUUGUUCAACAGCGGGUACCAGCCUAAGCCAGCAUAUAAUGCGCUUGUUUCUACUCUCGCCGCCAUGAAGCCUGCUGCCACCCCUCGUGCGGCUUAA
Molecule: messenger RNA, 1089 nt
Organism: Venustampulla echinocandica
Lineage: Eukaryota; Fungi; Ascomycota; Leotiomycetes; Helotiales; Pleuroascaceae
Product: Beta-xylanase
Exons: 4
Coding region: 1-1089 (362 amino acids)
Biological process (GO): carbohydrate metabolic process
Molecular function (GO): hydrolase activity, hydrolyzing O-glycosyl compounds
Source: RefSeq, a predicted model, not a curated record